GCUGAAUGUCAGCAGAAUUCAUCCCCAGAUGCCUCAGCUCAGAAUUGGGUAUGCGUAGUAAAUAACAAAAGGAAGAACUGUAGCAAGCUGAUAUCUUUCUGAAGACUUGCAAAACCUGAGAAGCUAGCCUAUUUAAAACAGGAAGCUGUGCUGUUUACUACCUGACUGGUGCAUAUGAUCAAAUGUUAUCUCCGUUUUAUCGUCAGUGAGACCUAAGCUACUACUGGACUCAAAAGGGGCUUAGCAAAAAUCACCAGAGAGAAGUGAAAUGGCAUUCCACAUAGAUGAAACCAAGACUGUGGUUGAAAGCUUUGAGACAACACCCUAUGAAUAUGACUGGGCAACACCCUGUGAAAAAGUCAGCAUCAAAAAGUUGGGGUCAUGGCUCCUGCCUCCACUGUACUCCCUGGUGUUCAUCAUUGGCCUCCUGGGCAACAUGGUGGUUGUGUUGAUCCUCAUAAAGUACAGGAAGCUUCAAAUUAUGACUAAUAUCUACCUCCUCAACUUGGCAGUUUCUGACCUGCUCUUUCUCUUCACCGUUCCAUUCUGGAUUCACUAUGUUAUGCGGAAUGAAUGGAGUUUUGGCCAUCACAUGUGUAAACUAAUCACUGGGUUUUAUUACCUUGCCUUGUACAGUGAGAUCUUUUUCAUCAUCCUGCUGACAAUUGACAGGUACCUGGCCAUUGUCCAUGCUGUGUUUGCUCUUAGAGCCCGGACUGUGACGUUUGCUAUCAUCACCAGCAUCAUCACUUGGGGACUGGCAGGGUUGGCAGCAUUGCCUGAAUUUAUCUUCCAUGAGUCCCAAAACAUCUUCGGAGAACAUUUCUGUGGUCCUCAUUAUCCAGAGGAUGAAGAAGACAGCUGGAAGCGUUUCCAUGCUCUGAGAAUGAAUAUCUUUGGUCUAGCUCUCCCUCUACUCAUUAUGGUCAUCUGCUACUCAGGAAUCAUUAAAACUCUGCUGAGAUGCCCCAAUAAAAAAAAGCACAAGGCCAUUCGGCUUAUUUUUGUUGUCAUGAUAGUCUUUUUUAUUUUUUGGACCCCAUACAACCUGGUUCUCCUUCUCUCUGCUUUUCACAGCACAUUUUUGGAGAACAGCUGUCAACAGAGCAAACACCUGGACCUGGCCAUGCAGGUGACCGAGGUGAUUGCCUAUACCCACUGCUGUGUCAACCCAGUCAUUUAUGCCUUUGUUGGCGAAAGGUUCCGGAAACACCUGCGGCUCUUUUUCCACAGACAUGUGGCAAUCUACCUGGGGAAAUAUAUUCCAUUCCUUCCUGGUGAGAAAAUGGAAAGAACCAGUUCUGUCUCCCCAUCAACUGGGGAGCAAGAAAUCUCUGUGGUCUUUUAGUUGGGCAGAGAAAACUUGCCCACAUUAUACGAAAUGGAAGAUGAAGCAAAUACAUGAAGUCAGUCGCAAUGACCCCAUUCAUUUGUACUUUCAUGCAGCACUGAUGAUCUCAAAGACAUGGUGUCUUCAGUAUAUCUUCAUGUACCCUGUUGUCAUUACCAGAGGUCAUGUGCUGGCCAGUUGACAAUUCAUCAAACAUGAAAGCAAUAGUUAUUCUUGAGUCUUUGAAUAGUUACAUGUAUUCUGAUUCACUUAACUGUUAAAUACUCUAUUCAGCACAAGUAGGUAGGUUUUUUAAAAAAGUAUUUUAAACUUCUAUUUCAUCUUUUGAUAUGAGUGAAAUGUUUCACAAAAUGCAUUUAUUUCAUUUCCUAACAUAAGUAGUUCCUUCUUCUCUUGUCGAAUGACUUUUUCCUUUUAAUUAUUAUUAUUUGUGUAUGGACAAUUACUGUUUCAGGAUACUGGCUGUCAUAUCUUGUUUGUUAUUCUUAAAAGUCAAGUGAAUUCCUAUUCAUGUGAUUGAGAGUAUCCUGGAAGGAACACAUUGUCCUCCUAAAUGCCAAUUUCACAAUGGGACCAUAUGUAUUGAGGAGUCCAAUUGUGGUACUCUAGUUCAAUUCCUCUUAAACUUGACAUUUUAAAUACGUGAAGGGUGUUUUGACCCAUGGAUAGAUGACUCUUAUUGUAGAAGAAGAGUAAAGAUUUGGAGAUAGACGCCAAGAGUGACAGAUAAAUUAAGUUAGAAGAAAAAAUCCUUUUCUACUUGGCCUCUCAUACCAACAAGAGCACAUGCAAGAAAAGCCCAUAUUACACAGGAGAAAUUGGUGCUAUGCAAAUAACCUCAGAAUGAUCAGAAUUCAUAUGGUACAGUGCUUUUGAAUGCCUGUCUUUUUCUAGAUCAUUAUCCUUCUCCUAUGAAUCUCAGGAAUAUCUUUUUAUCUUUCUUAAUAAACUGCCUCUAUUUCUGUCAUUAUCAAUAUGCUUCUGGUCAGAUUCAUUAUCCUGACAAACAAGACCCUAGAAAUCUCAGGAGGUGCUCUCUGGAUUCAAAUAUAUGCUUAUAACACCACACCAGAGAUUAUGAUUCAUGUUUGAAGAGAGACCUGAGCAUUAACAACAGGUUCCCAGGUGAUGACCAUGAUAUUUAUCACAAGACUACACUUUUAGAACUGUUGUAACUAUGAUACUUUCAGAGACUUGACAACUGAAACUGAAGAUUUCUCAGGUGUUGUGGGAGGGAUGCAUGGGCCCUUUAGAUGUCUGUGAUAAGGUUAUUUGCAAUUAUGGCCAGCCUUUAAGAUACACUAUUCCAUUUGAAACCCAUUAGUGUAGUAGGAACUUCUAGUCUAUCAGUUUUAGCCAGUUGAGCUUUUGAGCUUUCUUGGGUGCUUGUAUUUAGUAUCCUGAACUAGAAGCAGUGAGAGACACAGAAGUGAAUGAGGAAGAAAAACAGUGACUAUGGCUCAGGUUGCUUUCUCUCAUUCCUUUUUUCUCUGUUUAUAGCUUCUUGGGGAAGUAAGUUCUAUGCUUUUUCUCAAUUUGUAUUUGUAGUAUGUUACUUUUUUUCUGAGUAUAGCAUGAUCAUUUCAUAAUUAUUUUGAAGUAGAUUGCUCAAUAGUGAUGCUGUUGGAGCUACUGAUACUCCAUAGUAGGAAGGAAUCUACAGUCACAGGACCCUCAUCUUGGAUUACUCUCUCCUGCCUGAACUUGCACAUGAUCUUGGGAGAUGCUAAAGAUAUAUAAGAAUGGAGUUCCAUGAGGUCAUCAUUCACGACGGGAUGAAACUUUGUGAUGACAUAGCUGUUUGGGAUAACUCUCACUUUUUAAUAAUGCUCUGUAAGUAGGCUCAAUAAACACAUUAGUUUGCUAAUUUCAA
This is a messenger RNA of Mesocricetus auratus (golden hamster), 3224 nucleotides long. It is a transcript of the gene Ccr3, whose product is annotated as C-C motif chemokine receptor 3. Gene Ontology annotation, cellular component: cytoplasm; membrane. The coding region runs from base 269 to 1348 and encodes 359 amino acids. Gene Ontology annotation, biological process: chemotaxis; immune response; G protein-coupled receptor signaling pathway. The transcript is spliced from 2 exons. NCBI's taxonomy places the organism in Eukaryota, Metazoa, Chordata, Mammalia, Rodentia, Cricetidae. The record is from RefSeq and is a predicted model, not a curated record. Gene Ontology annotation, molecular function: C-C chemokine receptor activity.